Lagenorhynchus albirostris (white-beaked dolphin) is the source of this 4758-nucleotide messenger RNA. It is a transcript of the gene EPB41L4A, whose product is annotated as erythrocyte membrane protein band 4.1 like 4A. Gene Ontology annotation, molecular function: cytoskeletal protein binding. The transcript has 24 exons. Lineage: Eukaryota; Metazoa; Chordata; Mammalia; Artiodactyla; Delphinidae. Bases 494 to 2554 code for a protein of 686 amino acids. The record is from RefSeq and is a predicted model, not a curated record. Gene Ontology annotation, cellular component: cytoskeleton.
CCGCCGCCCGGACAGGGGGUUCUCGGAGGGAAAGCUUCAACUUGGCUACACGUAGCCCCGUGAUGAACUCGGGGAUCCUCAGACGGGAGCUGCGCCCCGCGACGAGCUGACCUCCACUCGCCGGUCGCGGGCUGCGGUUGGGGCCGCGGUACCCCCGCCUUCGGAGGAGCCGGAGCCGCAGGAUGCGCGGGGACGCGCCGCCGCCCUCUGCGCCCAGUUCCUCCGGCGCUUCCCUGGCCGCUCGCGGGCGCUGACUCUCUCCCGGGCUUCCCCGCCCUCCUUACCUUACGUCCGCGCCGCGCUGCUGGUCCGCGCCGCGCUGCUGGUCCGCGCCGCGCUGCUGGUCCACGCCGCGCUGGACCCCGCCGGGAACUGGUCCUCUCGACCUCGCCGCGGUGCGGACAAUAACUUAAUGCCUCGCGCUUGAGGGGAGGGGGCGGCUCAGCGCCUGGGUCGCAGCUUUCUCCUCUGGCUGAGGCCGGCCACAGCCGACAUGGGCUGUUUCUGCGCUGUUCCGGAAGAAUUUUACUGCGAAGUUUUGCUUCUGAAUGAAUCCAAGUUAACCCUCACCACCCAGCAGCAGGGCAUCAAGAAGUCAACGAAAGGUUCCGUUGUCCUUGAGCACGUAUUCCGUCACAUAAACCUUGUGGAGAUAGAUUACUUUGGGCUGCGUUACUGUGACAGAAACCAUCAGACGUAUUGGCUGGAUCCUGCGAAAACCCUAGCUGAACACAAAGAACUGAUCAACACUGGACCUCCGUAUACUUUGUAUUUUGGUAUUAAAUUCUAUGCCGAAGAUCCAUGUAAGCUUAAAGAAGAAAUAACCAGAUAUCAGUUUUUCUUGCAGGUGAAGCAAGAUGUCCUUCAGGGCCGGCUGCCCUGCCCUGUCAACACCGCUGCUCAGCUGGGAGCGUAUGCCAUCCAGUCGGAACUUGGAGAUUAUGAUCCGUAUAAGCAUACUGCGGGGUAUGUGUCAGAGUACCGGUUUGUUCCUGAUCAGAAGGAAGAACUUGAAGAAGCUAUAGAAAGGAUUCAUAAAACUCUAAUGGGUCAGGCUCCUUCUGAAGCGGAGCUGAAUUAUUUGAGGACUGCUAAAUCCCUGGAGAUGUACGGUGUUGACCUCCAUCCUGUCUAUGGAGAAAACAAAUCUGAGUAUUUCUUAGGAUUAACCCCGGUUGGUGUUGUUGUCUACAAGAAUAAAAAACAAGUGGGGAAGUAUUUCUGGCCUCGGAUUACAAAGGUUCACUUCAAGGAGACACAGUUUGAACUCAGAGUACUGGGAAAAGAUUGCAAUGAAACCUCAUUCUUUUUUGAAGCUCGAAGUAAAACUGCUUGCAAGCAUCUUUGGAAGUGUAGUGUAGAACAUCAUACAUUUUUUAGAAUGCCAGAAAAUGAAUCAAAUUCAUUGUCAAGAAAACUCAGCAAGUUUGGAUCCCUGAGUUAUAAGCACCGGUAUAGUGGCAGGACAGCGUUACAAAUGAGUCGAGAUCUUUCUAUUCAACUUCCCCGGCCAGAUCAGAAUGUGGCAAGAAGUCGAAGCAAGACUUACCCUAAGAGAAUAGCACCAACACAGCCAGCCGGAUCAGACAGCAUAAAUCGGGUAACUGCAAACAUGGAAAAUGGAGAAAAUGAAGGAACAACUAAAAUUAUCGCACCUUCACCAAUAAAAAGCUUUAAGAAAGCAAAGAAUGAAAACAGCCCUGUUACCCAAAGAAGCAAAUCUCAUGCGCCAUGGGAAGAAAAUGGCCCCCAGAGCGGACUCUACAACUCCCCGAACGACCGCACGAAAUCUCCCAAGUUCCCCUAUGCGCGCCGCCGAAACCCCUCGUGUGGGAGCGACCAUGACUCUGUACAGCCCACCAGGAGGAGGAAAGCCCAUAACAGUGGUGAGGACUCAGAUCUAAAGCAGAGGAGGAGGUCGCGCUCACGCUGUAACACAAGCAGUGGUAGUGAAUCAGAAAAUUCUAAUAGAGAACACCGGAAAAAGAGAAACAGAAUACGGCAGGAGAAUGAUAUGGUUGAUUCGGCGCCUCAGUGGGAAGCUGUACUAAGGAGACAAAAGGAAAAAAACCAGGCGGACCCCAACAACAGACGAUCCAGACACAGAUCUCGCUCGAGAAGUCCCGAUAUUCAAGCAAAAGAAGAGUUAUGGAAGCAUAUUCAAAAGGAACUUGUGGAUCCAUCUGGAUUGUCAGAAGAACAAUUAAAAGAGAUUCCAUACACUAAAAUAGAGACUCAAGGUGACCCAGUCCGCAUCCGGCAUUCUCAUUCACCUCGAAGUUACCGCCAGUAUCGCAGGUCCCAGUGUUCAGAUGGAGAGCGAUCCGUUCUCUCAGAAGUGAAUUCAAAAACGGAUCUUGUACCUCCACUUCCUGUGACCCGAUCUUCAGAUGCUCAGGGUUCUGGUGGCUCCACAGUUCAUCAAAGAAGAAACGGGUCUAAAGAUAGCCUGAUUGAAGAAAAAUCUCAGACGUCUACAAGCAAUCUGGCUGGAAAACACACAGCAAAAACAAUAAAAACUACCCAAGCUUCACGCCUCAAGAUAGAGACUUAAUCCCAGUGAAGGGCUAGGGAUGGGGGGGUGGGAAGGGUGUGUGUGCCACCUUUACUUUGAAACUGUGAAUUAUAAUUAUUCAAGUAUCUUGGACCUGCAGAAGUGUUUCUUCAGAAGAAAAUAAUGGAGUCUGUUGCAUCUUUUAAAGGUUUAACUACAGUAUAUUUGUGCCUAAGGGCCUUUUUAUUUGGUAACUGGAAAGACAGUAUUUUAAAACUUAUUCACUUGAUGCCAUGUUUUCCUUCCUGGAAACUCCCAAGUUAUCUUGUGUCUGCCACAACCAACACCAGAUGCUUCGGUUCAAAGUUCUGGAAUCCUGGACUGCAGCCGGCUAGCUGUGCAGUAGCACACCAAGUGGGAUGAAAAGGUCCUUCCCAACUCUGGGUGGAUCUGCCUGCGCACAAAUGCAUGACUGAAGCAUCGCUUUCACACUGCAGAUAUUUUUAUUCACAUGUUCUUUGUAAUACCGUAUUUUGUGGCAUUAAGUUCCAACGAUUAUUUGCAAAUGUUAAAAAAAAGUUUGUUAAGUGCUGCUUUUAAUUUCUAGUGUCCUUGUCUUGUGCUUUCAGAAAAAAAAAGGCUAUGUGUGGAUUUCAGUUGACCUCAGCUUAUAAAUUCAUGACCCUCUACCUGAAAUGGUCCCUUCCAGUCUGCCUGGCUAAUUCUCCCCAAAUACUAUUUCAGACGUUUCCUCUCUGCAGAUGAUUGCAGUCUACAGGAAAAACAGGAAUACUCAUGCAGGACAUCUUUCAUCUUCUCCUUACCCAACAGACAAGCCUCGCCAUGGCUGCCAUCAACCCUAGUCCUUCCCUUUCUCCUGUUCCCUCUACCUUUCCUCUCAAGCCCAUCUCCUUCAGCCUUCUCAUCCCUGCUCUCUCCAGUACUAAUAUAUUCAGCCGCUUUCUCUCAGCUAGACUACCAUCUAAAAAAAGUAAGCGAACCAAAUUUCACACCAACAAAUUCUUCUCCAGCUACCACUUUUUUCUCCCAUUCCAAGUUUCUUAAAAGGAUAGGGGCUUCCCUGGUGGUGCAGUGGUUGAGAGUCCACCUGCCUGGGCCCGUGAGCCGUUGCCGCUGAGCUUGCGCGUCCAGAGCCUGUGCUCUGCAACGGGAGAGGCCACAACAGUGAGAGGCCCGCAUACCACAAAAAAAAAAAAAAAAAAAGGAUUAUCUGUCCACUAAAGUGGACCUCAAAAAUCACCUUCAUGUCACCAAAUCCAAGUUAACUUUUAGGCUACCUUACAAUAUUUUGUUUCUUUCAUGCAUUUCCCAUUUCUACCAUUUUGACUAUCCUUUGCAGCUCACGCUGUUCUACCUCUCCAGUUGAGUAUCUCAAAUCUAGGCCCUCUUCCACUACCCCAGUGGAUCUCAUUUAUUCCCACAGUUUAUUUCUAUAGCUUAGACUAAAAAACAGUGUAGUACCAAGGGGUCACUUAGAUUUCUAAGGCAAUUCAAAUAGAGCUAGUUGAAAAUGCUGCUCCCCAGCUGGAUUUGCAAAUGUACAAGACUACACACCUAGCAGUCAUUAUGGACACAUCCUUUAUUACUAACUCCUAUCUGCUAUAAACUAUCUCUCUUCCUUAACUUUACCACCACCCUGGUCCAAGGUGGUCAUCUCUCGCAUAGACAGUGGUAGUAGCCUCCAGUUGGCCCAUCAGCACCCCUUUUCUUGCAAAUGUGCAUUUCCAUCAUGGAUUUUCCCUUGCUUUAUACAGAGCCUUAAGUGGUCUGGCCUCUUACCUGUUCAGCCUCAUUUUGUAACACCCAGAGCUCCCAUAAUGGCCACCUUCAAGCCUCAUUAAGCACUCAACUCUUACCUAAAUGAUGACACUUAGAGGGAAAGAAGCUACAAUAGUCAGAAAUCUGGACUUAUGGUCAUACCCAUUUUUUUUGUUCAAGGCCUCUGUACAUGGCACGGGGUCAGCUUUGCCUUGCAUAAAUACUUACCUACCCUUAGUCCUAACUGCCUUCUCAGGUUUCCCUGACUGGGUCAAAUCCUAUCAUACAUGGAAUUUGUCUCACGAAGUUUUCAAUUGUGAUGACAUUUCCUCCAUUUAAACAAAGGUAAGCUUCCAAAGGGAGGAACUGUGUUUGUGCACCAUUGUGUUCCCAGCUCCUAGUUCAGUGCUUUCAAUAAAUAUUUUGAAUGCCCGAAUACACUAUUUGUUCUUUCCUGCAAAGUGAAGGCAGAUUUGCUUUUAGCU